CUGACUCGGCUCAUCCCCGCUGUGCGCCUAAAAACGACUAUCGACCGGUCGCCUGCGUUAAAGAGCGACUUCCACGCGGCGCACGUGACGCCCCAGCGUCGGUUUACGGCCGUUUACCUACACUGUAAAAAAUGUUAGUGUCAAAAUGACAAGAGUUGUGCCGAGACACACUGGUUUCAACCAAAUCAGCUCGGACCGGAGUCACGCCCCCUAGAAAUAAAUAAAAAGAAGACCAUGCAAAUACAGCACGGUCUCAGUGGCGGUGGAUGGGUCUGGGUUCGGAUCGGUGCUGAUCCAGAUCCAGUUUGUGCCACAUUAGGCACCGUUUUAUUUAAAAACGUUUCCUUGUGUGAAGCGCGUCGUCCGUCAAACAGGCGCCGGGUCCCAAUAAACGGCCGUGACCACAGGAGGACGAGGCCGUAUCUUUUGCAGCGGGCGAGGAACCGUCUGCAGCCGCGUUCACGCCACGGUUGUGGGUUUUGUGCGCGCGCAGCUCGACGACCUGCCAGAGCGGCGGCUGCGGGUUCUGCGGCUCGGAGGGAACGGGAUCCGCGCGGCUCCGCUGGAGGUGAGAGCUUCGCCGCUGCGUCGUCUGAGGAUCAGAUUCACAGCACAGGUGGUGGAACCCGCUGACGCGGUGACUGAUCCAGGGUCCGUCCGCGUCCGCGUCCGCGGCUGCAGAGCUCCAGGUCCAUGGCAGGUUCACACAGAGCUGCGCAGCGCUUCGUCCCCUGCGCUGCGCUCAUUCUGCUCCUCAUCUUCAGCCAAGCAUUAAAGCACAAGUGGCAGGAAACCCGGCACAAAAGACGGAUCCUGGAUUCCACAGAGAUGCCUGUCGAGCACAUCGACCCAUCCGCCAUCGACCUCACUCCGCUGGUCAACGCCUUGAUAAAUUCCAGCCAGUCAGGCUCGCGGCAGCUCUUCUCCCUGCUCAGUGUGACGUCAUACAGCUCUCUGGCGCUACAUAAGCUCACCCUGUUGGUCUACAACAUUUCCAGCAUCAAAAAUGUAGAAAGCAACAUGUUCAGAAGAAGAUUCUGCUACUGUGUCACCAAUGACACCAACGAUUUAACAGGUGGGAUCAUCAUAACGUUCGGCCUUAGCUGUAAAGUGUCUUCAUCGUUCGACGUGUUGUUGCUCAGACUUCACAGCCAUUCUGCUGGAUGUGAUGGGAAACUCCACCAGUCACCUGCACGAGCUCUUCAAGUCGUCCUCCAUCGUAUCCGUGAGCCAGAGGAACAGCUCCGACUGCAUCUACAUCUGUGUGAUGGCCGGGAAGACGGAGAGGUUCUGGAGCUGUGGGACUUCAACGCCGCCCCGCCGCUCUUCAAUCAGACCAUCAUCGAGGGGCCUCACAGAGCAGCUAACAUCUCCUCCUUCAGGCUCCCUGUCGAAUGGCACCAACUGCCCACGAAUCUGAGUCACAUCUCUCCAUCUGGGACGAGCUCUCUGCUGACGAGCAGAGUCCAGUCCACUGCAGAUGAAUCGUUGACGGUUGAGCAUGAAAACGCUCCGACGGCAUUGGUAACCCCUGCACGGGCACUGGCCACGCCCCCACGGACCACACCUCCACUGGCCACGCCUCAGCGGGCCACGCCCCCACGGACCACACCUCCACUGGCCACGCCUCAGCGGGCCACGCCCCCACAGACCACACCUCCACUGGCCACGCCUCAGCGGGCCACGCCCCCACAGACCACACCUCCAUUGGCCACACCCCCACGGACCACACCUCCACUGGCCACGCCUCAGCGGGCCACGCCCUCACAGACCACACCUCCACUGGCCACGCCCCCACGGACCACACCUCCACUGGCCACGCCUCCGCCUGCAGCCGAGACCACACCACGUUGGACCUCACCCAGAGUGACUGCAGCCCUGCAGCCGAGCCCGGCAGCAGCCCCGCCGCCCUCCACCCUGCCAGUCAGCGCUGUGGGCCCGCUGCCCACGGCGCCCCCCACACCUGCAGCACUCUCCCCAGUAGUUGGUCCGACCCAGACCGCCACCGACUCACAACCCACCACACACGCUGAGAGCGGGAGAACCACGAUACCCAGCAGGCCAGAGGAAACGGAGAAGCCAGGUUGUCCGUGGCGCCGGCCGGAGCGCGUUGGCGGCGUCUCCCCCGUCUCCACCACCGUCGCCGCCCACAAGCUGCAGCCCUGCGUCCUGGAGCUGUGCAGGUUCUUCUCCCAGUGCCUGUGCCGGCCGUCGGCCCACAAGGCGCGCAUGAAGAGAUACUGUGACGACAGUCACCUGUGGUACGAGCGACACACGUCUGAGCUUUGCCGGCGCGUCCGGAGGAUCUCCUUCUCCAGAAAUCUGAAGCAGAGAUGCCUGACAAAGAUGUGCAGCAAACUGUGACGGCCGCCGACAAAGAGCUGUUCAGCCCGCGACUCCAGGAUGCGUUGGUUCCAUCUGUCGCGCUCAUGUUUUAUCCUACGCACAGUUUGAAUUAGCUUCUAGGGCCGAGCCGGCCGCACGAACCAGCACUAUUUAUGAGACUUAUUUAAAGCCGAGGAGACGCUUGUCUUUGUACGAAGGAACUAUUUUAGCUUUUUCUGUCAUCAGUUGAAUAAAAUUCUGGCUGCAGUUUCUGCUUCUGAUGCUUCA
This is a messenger RNA of Betta splendens (Siamese fighting fish), 2613 nucleotides long. RefSeq names its product HERV-H LTR-associating protein 1. NCBI's taxonomy places the organism in Eukaryota, Metazoa, Chordata, Actinopteri, Anabantiformes, Osphronemidae. The record is from RefSeq and is a predicted model, not a curated record. Bases 694 to 2364 code for a protein of 556 amino acids. The transcript has 14 exons.